AUGACACGGAUCAACACCAACGUCUCGUCGAUCAUCGCCCAGCGGGUUCUGAACCAGAACACCAACGCGCUGGGGACAAGCCUGGAGCGCCUCAGCACGGGCCUGCGGAUCAACCGUGGUGCGGACGACCCCGCCGGGCUCAUCGCCUCCGAAGCCCUCCGGGCGGAGAUCACCUCGACCGGGGCCGCCAUCGGCAACGCCGAGCGGGCCGACCAGGUGCUCAACAUCGCCGAGGGCGGUCUGCAGGAGAUCUCGAGCCUCCUCGAGGAGCUCCAGGGGCUCGUGACGUCCACCGCGAACACCGCCGGCCUCUCACUGGAAGAAAAGGAAGCGAAUCAGCUGCAGAUCGAUUCCAUCCUCCAGACCAUCGACCGGCUCGCCGACUCCACCAGCUUCCAGGGCGCCAAGCUCCUCAACGGACGCCUCGAGUACACCACCUCGGGCGUCUCCGCGAACGUCAACAACUUCGACGUCCGCGGCGCCAAGCUGGGAUUCCAGCAGCAGAUCGACGUGGAGGUCAUCGUCACCCAGUCCGCCCAGCGCGGCGCGCUGUACAUCAGCGCCGGCGCCAGCCCCAUCACCUUCCCGACCGGCAACGGGCCGCUCGUCAUCGAGGUCGCCGGCGCCAAGGGCUCACGGGAAUUCUCCUUCGCCUCGGGCACCACGCUCGGCGACAUCCGCGACGCGAUCAACACCUUCAGCUCCGUCACCGGCACCCGCGCCGCGACCAGCGGCGCCACCGGGCUCCGACUCGAGAGCACCGACUACGGCGACGACGAGUACGUCUCCGUCACCAUCGUGUCCGACGGCGGGUUCGACGACGGCGGCAACCUCCGCGGCAUCUACAACUACACCGCCAACCAGAACGACACCGCCAACGCCGCCACCCAGCAGGACUUCGCCUCCGUCAACGCCGCGAACGGCAUCCGCGACGCCGGGCAGGACGUCGGCGCCGCGAUCAACGGCGUCGUCGCCUCCUCCGACGGCACCACGGCGCGCAUCAACACCGACUUCCUCAACGUCGAGGUCGACCUCACCUACGACCCCGCCGCCGGCUCGGCCAACGCCGCCAUCCUCGGCAACCUCACCGCCUUCACCAUCACCGGCGGCGGCGCCGACUUCCAGCUCGCCGGCGACGUCAACAUCUCGGGCAAGGAAUCCCUCGGCAUCCCCGAGUUCUCCACCUCCCGCGUCGGACGCAAAACGAUCGACGUCAACGGCACGUCCCAGACCAACACGCUCGCCGACCUGAGCGGCGCGAACGCGCUGAACGUCGUGGACGGCAACCUCCAGGGCGCGCAGGAGAUCGUCGACCAGGCGAUCCGCGAAGUCGCCACCCUCCGGGGCCGACUCGGCGCGUUCCAGGUCAACACCGUCGGCUCCACGAUCCGGUCCCUCGGCAUCUCGCUCGAGAACACGACCGCCGCCGAGUCCGUCAUCCGCGACGCCGACUUCGCCGGCGAGACCGCGGCGCUCACCCGCGGGCAGGUGCUCACCCAAUCCGCGACGCAGGUCCUCACCAUCGCCAACUCCACCCCGCAGAACGCGCUCACACUCCUCGGCUGA
Messenger RNA from Symbiodinium necroappetens, 1566 nucleotides. Lineage: Eukaryota; Dinophyceae; Suessiales; Symbiodiniaceae. The record is from the annotation of a GenBank genome assembly.